AUGUAUCACUCGUGGUCUAGCAAGUCAUCCGAAUGGACUGAGGCCCGGUUCUGUGGCGAGAAGCGUGGGACUCUUGCUGCCAGCGAGGCAAUCCUUCGAUCUGGUUCUGGAGGUCAUGGAGUACAGGAGAGUCCGUCUACGCGAGAAAGACGGAGUCGACCCCAGAUGAGGUCCUUCGGGGGUUUGCGCUUGCAGAAAGUCGAUAGGGUGUAA
Aspergillus puulaauensis is the source of this 213-nucleotide messenger RNA. RefSeq lists its product as uncharacterized. The transcript is spliced from 2 exons. The record is from RefSeq and is a predicted model, not a curated record. Lineage: Eukaryota; Fungi; Ascomycota; Eurotiomycetes; Eurotiales; Aspergillaceae. The coding region runs from base 1 to 213 and encodes 70 amino acids.